UAUGGCUUUCCCUCUGUUUAGCGAAGAAACAUGACCGGCGGUUGUGAGUGUUUCGCUAAACUCAAAAGUUUUUAUCCUUAUGUCUCAUUUUUGCUCACAACGACGCAGUUUUAAGGUAUUCUAGGCGUGGGUGGUAAGCAACUGGGUUUUCUCCUCCCUGUUGGUCGCUGGAGGAGGAGGGGUUGCGAUAUCUUUUCAAGCUAGCGAAAGGCACUACGCAGCCACGUUUAACAAGUUUAAUUUGUGUCUAAAGUGGUCAAAGUUGUCAUGAAGUCAGUCCGGGGAACAACUACAAUGUGUGUGUGUGUGGGGGGGCGACUGCGUUUAUUGUAGUAUUGAAUAUGUUUUGCACGCAGUACAUUCCGCGCACUUAACGUUAGCAUGCCCCAAGAUCACAGCCUUGUAGGAGCUAGCGAGGCACGGCAAUGUGUCUCAAUAUCAUCUGCCUAAAGUUGCUUAGUAUGUGUAUUUUAACGUCGGCGGGGCUAUUGGGUGUCAUUUUAGUGGACAGUAACUUGCUGUUGACUUUGCUUAACUAUUGUUACCAUCGUGAAAAAAGUUGUCGGUUGCUCACACAAUCCUACCACUGUUGUGUCUAAACUCUGACAAGCUUCCUCUGUGAGUGCAACCGGUCGAAAAGGCAGAAAAGAGGAAACCGAGGAAAUCCCCCUAAAGGAAAUGCCAAUCGCAGCCACUGGCCAGCCGACGACUCAAGAGCCCAGAGUGUGCCCCUGGCUCCCCUCCACCCCUGACCCGGUCCCUAAAGGGGCUGAUCUAUUCGAAGAGGCGGGGGCGACCGAGUCGUUGGAGCGAACGGAGUACGGGGACGCAGAGGGGGGCAGAGGAGUCAGGGACUAUAGUUACAGCCAUAGUGACAUUCGGAGCUUACAGCCCGCAUCCAACAGCUCUCCGCCGCAGUCCCCAGCUGCUUCCCCCUCUGUUCUCCUCCACCCCCUCCACAGCCACCAAAUGGCAAUGGAGCCCCCAAGGACUCGAUCGCGUUCCCGGUCUGGAUAUUACCAGCAUUAUAAUGGUGGGAGUGGAAUUACUGGCAGCGGAGUAAUAGGAACUAACCAGCAGCAUCCCCAGCAGCAGCAGCAGCUGCAGCAGCACGGUGCGGGUGGUUGCGCUCCGUUUGGGGCUCACAGCAGCCAAGCAGAGAACCAGCAGAGAACCCCGGGAGGUAACGCUUCCCCGGGUAUCCAGAGGCUUCCCUCCGUUCCUGGCGCCCUCUGCAUCCCAACCGAAGGAGCCUCAGGUGGGUCUUACCAUUGCCAUCCAGAUCUUACAUAUGUGGACAAUGACAAGAGUGAGGAAAGCCCCAGUCCAAAGCGCCAGAGGCUGUCCGGUCAUGCUGUUUUGGAACAGCUAACUUCUUCUGCCCCACCGUCAUCGACCCCUUCUCCCCCCAUUCGCCCUUGGGAGUUGGGACCUCCGAGCAGGAGACAGUCACAUCCGCAUGCACAUUACCACCAAGAAAGAUCCCUCACACCCGCUCGCCACAGACGCAGCCCUCCGGUUAGGUGUCAGCGUGGUCGUCUCUCCAGACCUGCUUGCCACUUGCCUCCCCAUCAUCACCCCUUGACACAAGGCCCUGUACUCCACCCAUCGGCAUCGGAGCGCCAGGAUGAAAAUUUCCACCGCAACCUGCAUUCUUCAACACACCAGAUGUACCCAGCGCACACCUACAGUCAACCCCCCACACAUGGAAGUGGGGGUUCAGAAGAUCACAGAGCCUUCCGUCCCCCCACCUUGUCUCCCCGAUUACUGCACCCAGCUGCACAUCACCACCAUCAGCAGCAACCGCAUCAUCCAACAUCCCAGCAGGGGGCCAUGGUCAUGGACUUGCAUGAACAGCUUCAGCAGGGCAGCGGAGCAGUCUCCUACACUGUGACCCCUGUCACACCUCAUGGCCUCACAGCACCGCUGUGUAACGGUCAACACCUUCCCCCUAGCUGCUCUUCACAACAACAGGUUCCUGCCUGUAGUGUGGUAUUCAGUACUGGACAACACUAUCACCCGAUGCUGCAGGCAUGUUCAAUGCAACAUUUGCCAGUGCCCUAUGCCUUUCCCUCUCUGCUAUCCAGCGACCCUCAGUUCCUUCUUUCCCCUCCACACCAUCUGGCUCAUCACCCACCACACCUCCACACCCACAGCCAGUUCUUGCCAUUUCAAACACAACAGCAACGAUCGCCUUUACAGAGGAUUGAAAAUGAGGUUGAACUUCUAGGAGAGCAGCUCUCGCUCAGUGGAGGAUUUGGCUAUGGCCAUCACCACCAUCGCCACCAUCACCAGCCUCCUUCUACACUUCCACCCACCGCACCACUCCAGUUUCUUUCACACCAUGAACCCCUGUCACAAGAGCUCUUCACCGUACCCUAUCCUCACUUCUUGCCACGGCGAUUCACCAGCCGACGCUACCCCGCUCGUUCCCAGCAAGCUGUGCCCCCUUCAAGCUUUCACCCAAGCUUCCUCCCAUACUUCCUGUCCAUGCUUCCUGUCCCACAAAACGUAGCUCCCGCCAUCAGUCUGGAGCUUGAUGUUGAUGAUGGAGAGGUAGAAAACUAUGAGGCCUUGCUGAACCUUGCAGAGCGUCUUGGAGAAGCCAAGCCACGUGGCCUAACUAAGGCCGAUAUAGAACAACUUCCAUCAUACAGGUUCAACCCCAACAACCACCAGUCUGAGCAAACACUGUGUGUGGUCUGCAUGUGUGACUUUGAGUCCCGCCAGCUUUUAAGGGUUCUGCCCUGUAAUCAUGAGUUUCAUGCCAAGUGUGUAGACAAGUGGCUUAAGGCUAAUCGAACCUGUCCUAUCUGUCGAGCUGAUGCAUCUGAGGUUCAGCGAGACUCUGAGUGACACCCACCCCCUCCUCUCUCGCAAUUUUGGUUAUGCCAGGCAAAUGGUGAUCCUCACUCCAGUUCUCACGCACAUAAAUGGGACUCGUAUUCUUUCAUCACACCUCCAAAAGGACUGUGAACAGUACACUUUUCUUAACAUGUUGCUUUAAAUUGGGAAUAAUAAACCCCUGACACUGCUCUGCCUUCUGUGCACUCUUUACUAAAAAUGGCCUUUGAAACAUGCACAGCAAAGACAUUGCAUUAGUAGAAAACAAAGUUCUGUUUACAUGUAACAAACUUUGUGGGAGGAAUUGCAGUCCAAAGAUUUCUUUGUUGCUGUUCUAGUGGAAUGUUCUGUAAGUACUUCCAUCUUUAAUAGCACAAACUGUCCUCUCUGCUCAUUGCAAUUGGCAUAGUCAGUUAAUUUGUAUUUCUGUGUGUGUAUUUUAGCAUUCCUCUAUGUGAUAUCACUCAGUAUGGCCUGCGAAAAUAUAUUGUACACUGUGAUUUAACCGUGGAAAGACCUACUUUGGAACAACAAUAAUACACGUAAUGUACACAUACAAUAAUGUACUUUAUGGUCUGUAAGCCUGUGUAUUUUUCUGUCUCCUCCUUUAGGGAGAGCCUGUGCCACAGUGCCACACUCUUCAGUACCCCCUAAACACACAAUGAUAUGCUCUCUGUCAGGUUAAUGCUCUAAUGCCAUACUGUAUAUCAUGUUCAUUAAGGCUUUAUGGUGUACCUUAUGACUAUCACAAUUGUUAAUUUGGCUCAAUAUAGCAUCCAAACAAAUGCUUUAUAGAUGGUGGUGAACAAGUGUUCACAUGCAUUUGCAUUUCUUUGCAAUACAAUUUGCACCAGACGUGAUCACGCUGACGUAUUAUCUAAUUUUGCCUUCACAAACUGCGUGUGCGCACGCGUGUUCAACUGAUCCACUCUUCAUCACUCAUGUCAAGCCUGUGAAAAAGAUUUUUUUUUUUUUUGGAUAAACGAAAAAGGGGACGGGAUGUAUCCAGUGUGUUUUUCAGUUGUAUUGAUGUACUGUUUUCUGUUGCUUGGUACAGUAGCAAUUACCUCAGUCCCACUAUUUAUGGCUUUCCAGACAAUGUUGCAACCAUGUUAUUGCAUUUUGCUGUCUUUUUUCCAUGCAACUUCUUUUUUCUCACUAUGAAACACUUAAUAUAGUGUCAUAGUUACAAUAUGUAUUUUAUCUGUAACCAAAAUCAUUUGAAAGUCUGUAAUGUUGAUGAUGAUGAAUUUUCUAACACAUUUGUACAUUUUGUAUGAGUUAUUACUAGUUAUACUUUAUAAAGUAGUGCAAUGGUUUCCUUAAUCCCUUACCUUGUCUUUUGUAUUACAAAAGAUGGUUCGAUAAUAAAUGUAUCACAUUA
Molecule: messenger RNA, 4228 nt
Organism: Syngnathoides biaculeatus (alligator pipefish)
Lineage: Eukaryota; Metazoa; Chordata; Actinopteri; Syngnathiformes; Syngnathidae
Gene: rnf38
Product: ring finger protein 38
Exons: 13
Coding region: 679-2856 (725 amino acids)
Source: RefSeq, a predicted model, not a curated record